Molecule: messenger RNA, 2595 nt
Organism: Sphaeramia orbicularis (orbiculate cardinalfish)
Lineage: Eukaryota; Metazoa; Chordata; Actinopteri; Kurtiformes; Apogonidae
Product: un-named sa1261
Exons: 4
Coding region: 323-1525 (400 amino acids)
Biological process (GO): protein phosphorylation
Molecular function (GO): ATP binding; protein serine/threonine kinase activity
Source: RefSeq, a predicted model, not a curated record
GUGAAGGCGUCUCCGUCGCAGAGCAGCGCACCGUCGCUCUGCGCUCUGAUUGGCCGCAGCGGCAGGUGGGCGGGGCCGGCGGCGGAGACAAUAGAGUGGGGCUCCGGCGGAGGUUCAGUCCGGGUAAAGUGUCACAGAGGACGGACGGUGGGUGUCAGUGGUCACGGUCCGGCUCCGGGUUCCGCUUCCUGGAGGAUCCGACGCGUCCUGGAACCAGAGGCCGGUGCGUGUGGACGGACUGACGCCGCAGGAGACGCAUGCACAGCGGCUUUACAAGGCACCUCCGUCUGCAGACCCGCCCUCAGUUUGGCCCCAGACCACAAUGAACCCGACCCCCCAUGGGCCCCGGGCCUCCGUCGACAUCCUGGAGGAGCUCCAGCUGAUCGCCGCCCAGAACCUGGAGAAACUGGACAUCAACAAGUACUAUGAGGUGGUCCGGGAGCUGGGCAAAGGCACCUACGGCAAAGUGGACCUGGUGGUCCACAAGAUCAGAGGGACGAAGAUGGCCCUGAAGUUUCUGAGGAAGAAGACGACCAAGCUGAAGAGUUUCCUCCGCGAGUACAGCAUCUCCUUGUACCUGUCGCCGUGUCCCUUCAUCAUCAACAUGUACGGCAUCGCCUUCGAGACCGACGACUACUACAUCUUCGCCCAGGAGUUCGCCGUGGCCGGAGACCUGUUCGACAUCAUCCCCCCCCAGGUGGGUCUCCCUGAGGCAGUGGCGAAGCGUUGCGUCCACCAGGUGGCGAUCGCCCUCGACUACCUGCACUGUAAGAAGCUGGUCCACAGGGACAUCAAGCCUGAGAACAUCCUCAUUUUCGACAGAGAGUGUCGUAAGGUCAAGCUGUCGGACUUCGGCAUGACGCGGCGCGCUGGCUCUCCGGUGAAGCGCGUUAGCGGAACCAUCCCGUACACAGCACCGGAGCUGUGUGACACGUCACGCCAUGAGGGCUUCUGUGUGGAUUACAGCACAGACGUGUGGGCGUUUGGGGUGUUGCUCUUCUGCAUGUUGACAGGGAACUUCCCCUGGGAGAAGGCCAUGCCCAACGACGCCUUCUACGAGGAGUUUGUUCGCUGGCAGCGGCGUCGGACGGGUGCGGUGCCGUCACAGUGGCGCCGUUUCACUGAUGAAUCUCUCCGAAUGUUUCGCCGCCUCCUGUCGAUUGAACAGGAUCGCCGCUGCUCCGUCAAAGAGGUUUUCAGCUACUUCAACCAGAGCUGGAUGUUGGACACGGAGAACGGAAACAGCAGCACCAGCAGUGGGGGUUUGGCGAGCAGCGCACCGCCACCACCACUGGACAUGAGCUCGUCCUCAUCUGAAGAGGACGUCCUGGUGGACAGACUGAAGCAGCAGACGCUGUCUCCUGGAUGCACGGUGGCGAAAGGUGGCAUCAUGAUGGACACUCACUACUCGGCCAUGUCCACCAACAGCUCGCCAUCGUCCACCGGCAGCUACGAACGGGUCAACAGAGAAAACAACGAGCGCGGACGCAUUCUGGUGGCCACAUCCAUCGAAAUCUGCGUGUAGAGAUGAGGCCAUCGCUUCACAGGAUGUCUACGCUCACACGAGUAAUGUUAGUGUGCGCUCAAGUGGAAGAUUUCUCAAAGUAUGAGGAAAACUAGGAAAGCGAGGAGGGGACAGUGGCGUCAGGAAAAUGUGGCUUCACUGUGGAUUUCCUCAUUUCUGAUGAAGACGAACUCUGAGGAAAUGAGGCAUGGGAUGGUCUGGACCUGAGCCUCCGACGUCCGGUUUAUAUUUCACUUAAGGCAGGACAUGAACUCACUGGAAAAGAGAAGCUGAAGGCGGAGAAAGAACGAAUCCACAAGCAAUAUGUUCAGUAGUUUUAGGGCAAACGAACUGCAGACCAACAAAGAUGGAGGUGCGAGUUCAGCUUCAGAGGCGAUUCUGAUCAUGUGAUCGAUGUGACUGACGGUACCGUGGUGUUUAUUGUAGUACAACAUCCUCAUGUUUGGUAGACAGGUUUCUGUGAGGUUUUUUUUUUUUCCAAGUUAAAUUAUUUAUUCAUAUCAGACACAUAUUCAUGGUUUGGUUGAAGUGGCAGCGAGAUCUGAAGCCAUCUUUAAUCUAAUACGUCUUAGAUUCGCAGCUGCUUUUUUUCUUUUUUGUCAUAGAUGUAAAUCUGUAACCAUUUCUUACCUAACUGUCCUUUUAAUGUUGGCCUGUGAUGCCUAAAGCCUCUGUACAGUAGCAAUCGCCAACAGGAGCAGCCGAAAAAUCACCUGAAGUUAAAGUUUGAUAUGAUUCAAGGUAAAAUAAUCAGAAAAAAAUAAACCAUAAAUAAUGUUAAUUUUUCAGCCUGUGUGCUUCAUUAAUCAAAUGAAGAACAUACUUUAUCUAAAACAUGGCAAAUUACAUUUUCCAGUAUAUUAUAGAAGAGGACAAUGUUUUCUGUGAUGCUCAUCAGUGAAAAAACAAAACAAAAAAACCCUGAAAAUGUGAAGGAUGGAUGUAAAAAAUAAGUUGGUUUUGUGGAAAAUGUUUCAAGAAAAGUUUCUUUUUUGUGUUUUUCAAGAACUACUGCAUGAUGUUCUAUUACUGUGGUGAAUAUUUAUUGAAAUAAACACCUCAAGAGUCAA